AUGGGAAUAAUACAAGUUCAACUAGUCGCAAAUCCCAUACUUGUACAAUUAUCGCCUGACGCCCAUACUCCAGAGCAUACUCUUACUUAUUCUCCAGUUGGGAUACCUUCAUCAAGCCGAGCUUCUUCUCCUAGAACGGCUGCAGCCUCCAGUGUAUCUGGACCAAGUACGCCAUCUUUAAUUCAAACACCAUCUCUGCCGUCAUUAAAUUGUCUUAUAGAAACUCCAAAGAAACGCCUAAACGUUGAUGAUUUUUUCCCAUCAUCACCGAAAAUAUCUAAAACUUCAACAAUCAUGAGACCCCAAAUAACAACAAACGGUUUUUCUGCCGUAGCUCUAACGAUGACUAAUGAUUUUACUUCAUUUGAGAAACGUAAAAGUUUUAAAGCUUUGUUACCUCAACCGAUCAGAAAAAGAUUCUUUACCCGGAGCUCCAGCGAUGAAUCGGAUAAUCCACCAUCACCUAAUAAACCUAAAAGACCAAAGAAAACUAAAUGA
Messenger RNA from Parnassius apollo (apollo), 498 nucleotides. Lineage: Eukaryota; Metazoa; Arthropoda; Insecta; Lepidoptera; Papilionidae. The record is from the annotation of a GenBank genome assembly.